CGUCAUUCUCUCAUUUCUCUGGGCGCUCUGUGGUGGAAGCACAGAGGCAGGAGGAGCCGCUCUGGCUGAACGUAUCUGAACACAGCGGCGGGGUUUGGCUCCGUUUAGCUGACUAUGAGCUUCACAGUCUGCUAGGAGUGGGACACCGGACAGUUUUCCUCUGUAGUUUUAGCAUUUUUUGUUCUGAGAAUGAAGAAGUGACCUUCAGGUGAACACAACCAUGGCUGUCCAGACUGGCAUCCAGGCUUGGUUCAGCGAGACCUUCGACGCUCCCCUGCUGAGUCCCAGGAGCCCUCGCUCCCAGCUGGUGCAGCGGCACGGCCCCGGCCUCACAAACGUCUUCCAGUAUGACCAGUGGCUGGCGGUCCGCCACGAGGCCACCCUGGUCCCCAUGCAGGAGGACCUGGCCAUCUGGCUCACCGGCAUGUUGGGAGAGGAAGUGAGAUCUGACUUGUUGAUGGAGGAGCUGAAUAACGGUGUGAAACUCUGCCAGCUUAUCGACGUGCUGCAGGCAAAGGUGGCCCAGAGCUGCCCCACAGCGCUCAGCAAGGUGGGGCAGACAGCACACCUGGAAACGCUCCAUAGAGCCUCUACACUCUUUGCCACCAGAAGGGUCGCUUGCAAGCGUGAUGCCUCCCCAGGCUCCUUCUUCGCCCGGGACAACACGGCCAACUUCCUGGCCUGGUGUCGACACAUCGGUGUGGACGAGACCUAUCUGUUCGAGUCAGAGGGCCUCGUGCUGCACAAGGAGCCUCGGCAGGUUUGCCUGUGUCUGCUGGAGAUCGGCCGCAUCGUGUCAAAAUACGGAGUGGAGCCUCCUGUGUUGGUGAAGCUGGAGAAGGAGAUCGAGCUGGAGGAAACCCUGCUGAUGACAGAAGAACCUCGUCCUGCUGUGAAAACCUUCAGCGUGUGCUGCCAGCAUGGGGCCCUCUACCAGGCGGAGGAGCACAGCAUGGACGACCCGCCAUGUGACUGCUCCAACAGGGUCUCUAUAGAGUACCUGUCUGAAGGACGCUACAGACUCGGAGAUAAGACCAUCUUCAUUCGAAUGCUGCAUGGUAAACAUGUGAUGGUGCGUGUUGGCGGGGGCUGGGACACCUUGCGUGGCUUCCUGACGAAGUACGACCCUCUAAGGGUGCUGCAGUUCACCACACUGGAGCAGAAGAUCCUUGCCUUUCAGAAGGGCCCACCUGGUUUGGGUGGUCACCGUGCCAACACAGCUCCACACCCUCCUCCUGACAUGGACCCUCUUGCUGCGGUUAGUGACCUCGCCUCCUCCUCCUCCUGCUCUUCAUCAGGGUCGGUCUGUAAGCCGACCUCUGUGACCCAAGCAGGACAGAUGUGUCGCUCAUGCACCCCCUCCCCGGCCUGCACCCCCACCCUGCAGAGGAAAGGUUCCGUUGCAGUACCAAGGAAGACCCCUCAGACAGCACCCUCUUCCCCCAGGAAGCCCACCCAGCUCCCGCUGCCCAUCGCCACCAAAGGCUCCUCAUCUCUGCCCUCCACACCUGUGAGCAGCUCCUGCAAACAGCCCCUCAGCCCAGGUGGGCAGGGCCAACUUAGAGCCCUGACUCCAACCGCCACACCUGUGGGUCCUGGCUCUUCCUCCAAGAUAAAGCCCCGCCCACAUGGUCCCGCCUCCCAUCCAAGGAGCCCAGUCUGUCCUGAGCCAUCCUCCAAAUGCCCAAAACCCUCCAGCCCCUGUACCUCCCCCACUGCUUCCCACAUACCCCGCCCCAACACCGUAUCUGCCCCCAAAGACGUUCGGCCACCCUCGGGCGCCAGCCAGCGCUCCCGCCUCGCACAGAGGCGCCCUGGAUCUCCUGCGUCACGCCUCCGACUUGAGACGGUCAGGAGGACAAGGAUGGCAGCAAGGACUGUGCCGGCGCCGUCGUCCCGUGCUCCCACUCCCUGCUCCCAGGCGGGGUCGUCCCGCGCCCCCACCCCCUGCUCCCAGACGGGGUCUUCCCGCGCCCCCACCCCCUGCUCCCAGACGGGGUCUUCCCGUGCUCCCACCCCCUGCUCCCAGGCGCAAUCGUCCCGCGCCCCCACCCCCUGCUCCCAGGCGGGGUCUUCCCGCGCCCCCACCCCCUGCUCUCAGGUGCCGUCCAGGACCCUCACUCCUAGCUCACGGAUCGCAUCGCCAGCACCAGUGACACCCACUGGCUCAAUGUCAAAGGUUAAAGACAUAAAAAACAAGGUGGUGGUACCAAACACAGCUGCCUCUGCCAUUUCUGGGCCAGUCCCAGUGGGCAGUGCAGGCUUCUCUUCCUCUAAAGGCAAUCAGAAAACUCUUCCCACAGCCCAGCACAGGACGGGGAGAAAACCAGCAGCCUUGGUAAACUCCAGCUCAAAGGUGACACUGCCAUCUGAACCCAGAACAACCUCACAGAUGAACCCUGUCAAAGCUGCGGAGGUAAAGUCCAGUUCAACAAAGAAGAAGCCACAAAGUGGGGUCCGGGGUGAGGAGCCUUAUUUUGAAAUGAGCAGUAAGAGGAAGCAGAAGGCUUAACGGACCGGUUCGCCUCUGAUGACUUCACUAAACCAGCGGCACUUGUUGCUCAGACUUGACAUAUAGAUCAUCUCUUUUGCUUAUCAUCUGUUUUAUUUUCAUGUUUUUAAUGUUAUUUAAUAGUCUUUAUUUUUUUAUUCAAAUGGGUCAAAGUUUAUUUAGAUGAAUAAAACUCUAACUUGCACAAUGUUUACGUUUUAAUCUCUAACAGGGCAAAGUAAAGCUUUCUGGAGAAAUGAUAAAGUACUAAAUAUAGCUUUUUAGUCCUAACUCAUGCGUCUAGUUGGUUUAAAACGAGUUUCAAGUCAACUUCUUCAACAGGUUACCAAAGUAUGAAAAAUAACCAGAAAUCAUGCUUGAAUUUUAUUUAUUUUAGUUUUUCUGAGAUUCCAGUUAUCGCUGGUGAAAAUGAUUGGAUUUACAGUCCACUCUAAAAGUAAAUAUUAAUUUUUUCCCACAACCUUGUUGCAAAAUGGAUCAUGUUCCUUUUCCUCCCAUAAUUCUACACACAAUGUCCCACAGUGACUGUGGAAGUAUCACAAAUUGCCCCCCCCCCCCUCUCUCUCUCUCUCUCUUGGGCCAAAACGUUCUGCUUUGGUUUCAUAAGACCAGAGAACUUUGCUUAUCCUGCUUUGACUAUAUCGAAGGUGCAUUUAUGCAAAAAUCCAUCAGGCUGUCAUCAGGCUGCCAUGACCAUCUAAAGGCCUGAGUGGUGAAGUGUUUUUGCAAUGUUUGUCCUUCUAGAUGGUUCUGUCUCCCCAAGGGUGACCCUGUUCAAUCAACUGUCCUCAUCAUGAUCCCUUUUAGCUCAAGGCUGUCAGAUAAAAUGUGUGGAAAGGUGAGGUGUAGUAAACACUUUCUGGAUGCUCUGUACAAAGUUAUCUCGCUGCUGGAGGCUGCAGACUCCUUCCUGUCAUGUGCCUUCAUCAGAAAUGCCCCGUUAGGGUCCGGCUGCAGAAUGACAGGCUGUGGCGGAUCCAACGGUUUACUGUAGGAAAGUAGCACACUGUACAAACUGAGCUGAUGCCUUUUUGUUUUUCACUGAGCAGAAUCUACUUCAUAUAAACGUUUUCUCAGUUUUUGUGGUCUAAAAACCUAGUUUUGUAUGUGGUGAUGUUUGUGUAGGUGUUUAUAUAAAUCUUUUUUUUUCUUUCUUGGCACUUUAUAGAGAACGUAUGUUUUGAAUGUUGUCUCUGCUGAAUAAACGGACAGUGGUUUUAAGAUCA
Molecule: messenger RNA, 3738 nt
Organism: Fundulus heteroclitus (mummichog)
Lineage: Eukaryota; Metazoa; Chordata; Actinopteri; Cyprinodontiformes; Fundulidae
Gene: gas2l3
Product: growth arrest-specific 2 like 3
Exons: 9
Coding region: 221-2512 (763 amino acids)
Biological process (GO): actin crosslink formation
Cellular component (GO): actin filament
Molecular function (GO): actin filament binding; microtubule binding; cytoskeletal adaptor activity
Source: RefSeq, a predicted model, not a curated record